Angiostrongylus costaricensis is the source of this 867-nucleotide messenger RNA. The record is from the annotation of a GenBank genome assembly. Lineage: Eukaryota; Metazoa; Nematoda; Chromadorea; Rhabditida; Metastrongylidae.
AUGUCUUCAUUAUUUGGUGGGGCGAUUGCCGGAGCUGUUGCGAAGACGGUCAUUGCCCCACUUGAUCGAACUAAGAUUUUCUUCCAAGUGUCAACUGUCCGUGGGUAUUCAUUCAAAUCUGCUCUGAAGUUUGUUGUACGAACAUACCGAGAGAAUGGAUUUUUUUCCCUUUACCGUGGAAACUCCGCCACAAUGAUCCGCGUUAUGCCCUAUGCUGCAAUUCAGUUUGCAUCAUUUGAACAGUAUAAAAUGUUGCUGAAAGUUGACGCAAAUGGGACUAGAACUCCUGGCCGACGAUGUGUUGUUGGCUCUAUGGCAGGUGCGACAGCAACUUUCCUAACAUAUCCGUUGGACACUGCGAAAGCUCUGUUAUCGGUAUCAACGAAAAAGGAGUAUGCAACGUUAUUAUCGAAAACCGGUUAUGAAAUUUUAAUAAGAGACCUAUUUUUGAGGUGUUUGAAUAGAGUCAUUCCAUAUGCCGGCGCUUCCUUUUUCACGUACGAAACUCUGAAGUUAAAGUAUAUGCGAACAGGACAUCAUACCACUUCACCUUGGCAGAUGUUAUUUGGUGCGUUUGCUGGUCUAAUCGGACAAUCUUCUUCAUACCCUUUAGAUAUUGUGAGGAGAAGAAUGCAAACAGGUCACAUUAAGCCUGGCACAGGACUGAUACGCUCUCUUGUCUCAAUACAUAAAACAGAAGGCCUCAAACGUGGACUGUAUAAAGGUCUGAGCAUGAAUUGGGUCAAAGGACCUAUUGCUGUUGGCUUAAAAUUAGGCUGUGUUGUCGAUAUGAGGGCUUUCAUGAACAAGGGGUAUGUGGUUCCUUUGUCUACCUCAAUAUUAGUAUUGAUGAUGUUUCUGGAUUAA